GUCAAGAUGGACGAAGAAGCAGUGGGAGCGACCGACAACAUUGUGACAGAGUUUGCCACAUAUGAAGACUUUUUAGACAGUCAGAUAACACCAUUAGAUCUUUAUUACCUUGAGGAUGAAGAGUUGGCACGCCAACUGGUGGAGUUAGGCUACAGGGGAAGUGGAGAGGUUCUUAAACGGGAAGAAUUUGAAGCCAGGAAGCAAGCUGCUGAGGCAAGCCGACUGUCCAAGAGAAGCCAGCAAAAAACUUUGGCCAGCUCAGGUAAAGAUCUUAAAGAUCCAUUCUUGAAAGCUUUGGCCCAACGAGAGGAAGCAAACAGGAGUGGAAAAAUGACUUCUGUAAUCUUCAUCAGGGACAAGAAUGCUAGAGGACAGGAAAUUUCUGGCUACAUUGACUAUGCUCAUCGCUUAAAGACUGAAGAUUUUGAGCCUUAUUUUACUGGAAGGAAAAGGCUUCUGCCCAGACCAUCAGAUUUGAGCUUUUACAACUGGGAAACACAAACUGCAACCUCCAAUCCCACCCCCAACUACCAGGUUAUAGCAGAGAAUUCAUCUGGUUUGCUUUUUAAGAACAAAAGAGACAGAAAAAUCCUUAACGUGGAUCCUAAGGUAACUUGCAAUAUCAACAAUGUGUCUGCCUGUCUGUCUGUCUGUCUGUCUGUCUGUCUGUCUGUCUGUCCUUUCCAAGUUUGUUUGUAUACUCGUCUGGUCCUUACAUGUACAGUAUGUCUGUCUGAUUGCUCGUCGUCCACCCGUUCGUUCGUUCGCCAGUUCGUCUGCCCGUCCGUCCGUCUGUUUGUCUGUCUGUCUGUCCGCUUGUCUGUCUGUCUGUCUGUCCUUUCCAAGUUUGUUUGUAUACUCGUCUGGUCCUUACAUGUACAGUAUGUCUGUCUGAUUGCUCGUCGUCCACCCGUUCGUUCGUUCGCCAGUUCGUCUGCCCGUCCGUCCGUCUGUUUGUCUGUCUGUCUGUCCGCUUGUCUGUCUGUCUGUCUGUCCUUUCCAAGUUUGUUUGUAUACUCGUCUGGUCCUUACAUGUACAGUAUGUCUGUCUGAUUGCUCGUCGUCCACCCGUUCGUUCGUUCGCCAGUUCGUCUGCCCGUCCGUCCGUCUGUUUGUCUGUCUGUCUGUCCGCU
This is a messenger RNA of Orbicella faveolata, 1133 nucleotides long. Its product is annotated as cilia- and flagella-associated protein 299-like. The record is from RefSeq and is a predicted model, not a curated record. Lineage: Eukaryota; Metazoa; Cnidaria; Anthozoa; Scleractinia; Merulinidae.